UCUCCUCCCCUGGCCAAGCCCCUCCUGGCAGCACCCUGGGCCCACCAUGGGAGGAUGCCUCUCCAAACCAAAACCAGAGGUCAAGGUGGAGCUGUCUCUGCUGGACAAGGAGCGAGAGGUGGCGGACGCCAUGAUGUCCCCCAAUGGCAAGGCCAGCCCCUUCUCGCCGGGCUCCGAGUGCCGCCCCAACGGCGCCCUGGGACACGGCUCCGAUGACGAUGCCUCGGCCACCCUCAGGCCCUCCACUCUCCACAAGCCCCGCGACUACGUGGAGGCCAGCGUCUGCCACGUCAAGGACCUGGAGAACGGACAGAUGCGAGAGGUGGACUUGGGGACGGGUAGGGCGCUACUCAUCAAGGAGCACGGGGAGUUCUCAGCCAUCGGGCACAAGUGCCCACACUACGGAGCGCCGCUGGUCAAAGGUGUUCUGUCCAAGGGCCAUGUUCGAUGUCCGUGGCACGGGGCGUGUUUCAACAUCGCAACGGGAGACAUUGAGGACUAUCCAGGUCUCGACAGCUUGCCCACCUUCCAGGUCAGAGUUGAAAAGGACAGGGUGGUCAUUCGAGCAAACAAACAGGCUCUUCAAACACAGAGGCGGACAAAGGCCAUGUCGAAAUGCUCAGCUGUCAUCAACUCCAACACGGGCUUCAGCCAUGUCCUCAUCAUCGGAGCAGGGCCAACUGGCCUCGUGUGUGCUGAGACUCUUCGGCAGGAGGGCUUCACGGAUCGCAUUGUCAUGUGCACUUUGGACAAACAUCUGCCCUACGACAGACCAAAACUCAGUAAGUCCCUGGAGAGCACGGCUGAGCAGCUUCGGCUCCGCACCGCUGAGUUCCUGCAGACCCAUGACAUCGAGCUGCUCACCGAGAAAGAGGUGGUGUCUGUGGACGUGAAGACAAAGACGGUGACUUUCCAGGACGGCUUCAAGAUGGAGUACAGGAAGCUGCUCAUUGCCACAGGAAGCAGGGCCAAGCCACUAAACUACAAAGGAAAGGAGGUUGAGAAUGUGUUUCACCUCCGGAACCCCGAGGAUGCUAACCGCAUAGCUCAGCUGGCCAGCAAUAAAAAUGCUGUCAUCGUGGGAACAUCCUUCGUAGGUAUGGAGGUGGCAGCAGCUCUCACAGAUAAGGCCCACUCUGUGUCGGUCAUUGGAAUAGAGGCGGUGCCAUUCCGGAAGGUUCUUGGGGAGAAAGUGGGCAAAGCCAUAAUGAAGCUGUUCGAGACAAACAGGGUGAAGUUCUACAUGCUGAACGAGGUGUCGGAGAUGGUGGGCCAUCAUGGACAGUUAAAAGAAGUGGUCCUCAAGAGUGGCAAGGUGUUACGAGCAGAUGUGUGCGUCAUUGGUGCCGGUUCUGGCCCAGCCACUGGAUUCCUGAAACAGAGCGGGGUACACAUGGACUCUAAAGGAUUCAUCCCUGUAAAUAAGAUGCUACAGACCAAUAUGGAGGGAGUCUAUGCGGGAGGAGACGUGGUCACCUUCCCCUUCGCCUUGCGCAAUAACAAGAAGGCCAACAUCCCUCAUUGGCAAAUGGCCCAUGUACAUGGGCGAGUGGCAGCUCUCAACAUGAUCGGAAGACCCACGGAGGUGAAGACAGUGCCUUAUUUCUGGACCGCCAUGUUUGGGAAGAGUAUACGCUACGCCGGACACGGAGAUGGGUUUGAUGACGUCGUCAUCCAGGGAGAUUUGGACGACCUGAGAUUUGUGGCGUUUUACACAAAGAGCGAGGAGGUGGUGGCAGUGGCCAGCAUGAACUAUGACCCCAUUGUGUCACGCGUGGCGGAGGUCUUGGGCUCCGGAAAGACGAUUAGGAAACGUGACGUGGAAACAGGGGACAUGUCCUGGCUCAUCGACAAAGGCUCACAGUGAGGAUCUCGUCUCUGAAUGAAAGGCCAUUACUGACUACUGAAAAAAAGAGGACAACAAAGCGACUGCAGCAUCUGACGGCACAUGAACACUGAAGAAGAGAAAAGAAGAAACAGAAUUUUAAAAAAUAAAAAGACAAAAGACACUCCUGGUGCUUGAGGAAAAGACCGGCUGGCUAGCUAGCUAGCUGGAACUAUCUUGAAUUUCGGGAGCAUAAUGUGCUGGCUAGCUAGCUGGCUGGAACUAUCUUGAAUUUCGGGAGCAAAAUGUGCUGGCUAGCUAGCUAGCUGGAACUAUCUUGGAUUUCGGGAGCAAAAUGUGCUGGCCAGCUAGCUAGCUGGAACUAUCUUGAAUUUGGGGAGCAUAAUUUGGAGGAUGUAGCAGAGUGAGCUUCAGCCCAGGGACAUCAUCCUCAUCAUCCUCAUCCUCAUCCUCUCAGAGGAAGGCCUUCUGUACAUACCCAUCUCACUGUUAAAGGACUUCAUCACUCGAGAACAGUGGCUCCCAAAACUGGGGGUCAGGACGGGACCCCAAGGGGGGGUCGCAGAGGUACUUAAGGGGGGUCGAGGGGGUGUAGCCUAGCAAUGGAUUUCUAGCAAUGAACUAUAAGUGGAAAAAUAUAGCAAUAUUAAUGGAAAUUAGUUUUUUUGUCCAUUAAUAUUGCUAGAUUUUCCAAUAAUAGUUGUCCGCUAAUAUUGCUAGAAAACCAUUGCUAGGCUAACGCGUCCAAAAGGGGGUCCACGCUAAAUAGGUCUGGGCCUUAGAAUGAGCCAUACAGGAAUCUGAAGCUAGUCAUUGUAUGGUCGGUCCUGUUUCUCCAUCUCUAUCUCCUCCUCCUUCUCUCUUUCUCUCUCCGUCUUUCACAUGUGUUUGGCAGCAAAGCAAUACUAAAUGUGGAGGCAUUGCUUGUGCAUGACGUAAUAACUACCUGAACACUUUUGUUUGUUUCUAUGAGGACCAGGUGAGGCUAUUUUUGUACAUGCGACUUGUGUAUAGCUAUAAACCUAAUUGCAUUGCAUCAUUACAGGACCGUGAACAGUUUUUACUGACCUUUUCAGAUUUUUUUUUUCUCGGUUUGUUUGUUUUGUGUUUUAAUUUUUAACAGUAACGACUUAGGUCCUCAUGAGGUCAUCAGCCUGACUGUACAGAGAAUAAUAAU
Messenger RNA from Engraulis encrasicolus (European anchovy), 3023 nucleotides. RefSeq names its product apoptosis-inducing factor 3. The transcript has 19 exons. Gene Ontology annotation, biological process: execution phase of apoptosis. Gene Ontology annotation, molecular function: 2 iron, 2 sulfur cluster binding; oxidoreductase activity, acting on NAD(P)H; flavin adenine dinucleotide binding. The record is from RefSeq and is a predicted model, not a curated record. Lineage: Eukaryota; Metazoa; Chordata; Actinopteri; Clupeiformes; Engraulidae. Bases 47 to 1867 code for a protein of 606 amino acids. Gene Ontology annotation, cellular component: mitochondrion; cytoplasm.